This is a messenger RNA of Mercenaria mercenaria, 2241 nucleotides long. RefSeq lists its product as uncharacterized. The transcript has a single exon. The coding region runs from base 853 to 2052 and encodes 399 amino acids. NCBI's taxonomy places the organism in Eukaryota, Metazoa, Mollusca, Bivalvia, Venerida, Veneridae. The record is from RefSeq and is a predicted model, not a curated record.
CCCAGUAGGUAUAGGUUUCCAGUGGAGUACUGAUUGGAAAAGGGUUAACAGAAUCUGUACAACUUGGAAAGGCGCAAGUAUGGACCUAGUCUGUCAUCAGAGCGUGAAGAAACACUUACUGCAAGUAAGUUCAUUAUUUCACUGAUGUACACUUUAUUAAUUUUCAAUGGUUUCUCACUCAAUAACAUCGGAAUUCUCUACAUGAGCGGAAACUUGAGCAAAACAUUAUAAAUACAUACAUAUAAUAACCAGAAGUUGAGUGGCAAGUCUAACUGGGUUGUAACAUGAGCAUGUUAAGCUCAGCUUAAAAAAUGAAAAUUCAUUAAGGUAAUGCUUAUCUUCCUAAUUCAGUAUUCAUAAUUAUUUCACUUGUUUAAGGUUCCAUAAUUUAUCAAGUACUUUAACUGUGUAUGAUUUUCAUGACAGAGAGAGUCUGCACGAUAACUUAAUAAAUACAAAUGACACCCACACUUAAACUUCAGCAUGAAAAUUACAAGAUGAACACCUGGACUCUGAACUCCUCCCUAAACAGCUGAAUGAAGUUUGUUCAUUUGAAAUUGAAAACAAACAACUCUCUUAAAAUGGACUGAUUGUAGCGAUCCAUAAUUAACGCUUACUGUGCUGGACACGCUUGAUUCUGCCUUUGCGACCAGUGAAGGUCAUGAUCAGACUGCACAUGCAUGCAGUCUGAUCACAUUCUGCACAGUUCGCUAUUCAGUCAGUAUCUUUAAGGUGAGCACCCCUUUUAACAGUUACUGAUUCUGUCCAAAUUGGAAGAUGGACAAGUUCAUAAUAAAAAUAUAGCAGAGUAAGGGUUAACUGCCAAUCUGUUUUCAGGUCAUAAUAAUUUUAAUGCUUGUGUUUGAAACAUCUUUUUAUACGAUUUUCACAAAACAUAUUUUUUCAGCCAUUAUUGAUGCCACCAUCCAGGAUUUUUUUAAAAAUACACCGAUAGAUACAAGCACACCAGCAAAGACUCCUGAGCCAGCUUGUGUGCCACCAAACACUCCUGAGCCAGCUUGUGUGCCACCAAAGACUCCUGUGCCAGCUGAUGUGCCACCAACGACUCCUGUGCCAGCUUCUGCGCCACCAAAGACUCCUGAGCCAGCUUGUGUGCCACCAAAGACUCCUGAGCCAGCUUGUGUGCCACCAAAGACUCCUGAGCCAGCUUGUGUGCCACCAACGACUCCUGUGCCAGCUUCUGCGCCACCAAAGACUCCUGAGCCAGCUUGUGUGCCACCAACGACUCCUGUGCCAGCUUCUGUGUCACCAAAGACUCCUGAGCCAGCUUCUGUGCCACCAAAGACUCCUGAGCCAGCUUCUGUGCCACCAACGACUCCUGUGCCAGCUUCUGUGCCACCAAAGACUCCUGAGCCAGCUUCUGUGCCACCAAUGACUCCUAUGCCAGCUUCUGUGCCACCAAAGACUCCUGAGCCAGCUUCUGCGCCACCAAAGACUCCUGAGCCAGCUUGUGUGCCACCAACGACUCCUGUGCCAGCUUCUGCGCCACCAAAGACUCCUGAGCCAGCUUGUGUGCCACCAACAACUCCUGUGCCAGCUUCUGCGCCACCAAAGACUCCUGAGCCAGCUUGUGUGCCACCAACAACUCCUGUGCCAGCUUCUGCGCCACCAAAGACUCCUGAGCCAGCUUCUGUGCCACCAAAGACUCCUGAACCAGCUUGUGUGCCACCAACGACUCCUGUGCCAGCUUCUGUGCCACCAAAGACUCCUGAGCCAGCUUCUGUGCCACCAACAACUCCUGUGCCAGCUGAGACACCUGGACACUAUAAGAGGUACCAGACCCCAGAGUAUGUUGAAACCAGCAGCAGUGAUGAUGACACAGAUGAUGUUGAUUUAACACCUCUUGUUAAUGUGCCAGCUAUUAAGGUACCGCGACAACUGCAUAAAGACGCAUCACCAUACAGAUGGGAGGAGUGCAGAAAUGUGAAAAGAGAAUUAGCACAGCUCAGAGAACAAGUGGGAUCACUGGAGGCAAAGAACAGAAAGCUCAUGAGAAUUAAUAAGGUAUUGUUCAAAUCCAUUCAUUUAUAACUUGACUAUUUGAAGACAACGGAGAGCUAUACUACUCACCACAGCGUCAGUAUUGAUUCAAGCUUUUAUAAAAUUGUAAUAUCUUGUAUACCAUCACAGAUGUUUUCUUUAAACUUGUUUAUUAUAAUAGUCUCUACAUCUAGGCAAGAGUACAUAACUCUGCUAAGUAUUUUGCCAGAACUUGAUGGC